UAGCAAGCAGCUGAUUGAUGCAGCUGGCAACGCUACAGCUGAUAAACAGUAAAAUAAGCUAGAAUGAAUGCUCUCAGAAAGUACCGGUAUAGCUUUGUGGCUGGCGCAUGCGCUGCCGGCGGCAGCUUCUUUGGCAAGUUGCCCAGUUUUCUCGAUGCACUGAACCUGCUGCAGCCAAAUGCAAUGAAGUCAGUCGCCGGCUUUGCGUAUGUGGAAUUUGCGUUGGUCCAGCUGCUGCCGCUUGGUUUAAUGCUCUGCUGUAAUGUGUGCAAUUUACGCUACUUUCUGAAGGCCUUGCAAAUGACCCAACAGACAUUAACGGCAACUGUCUUAGCAGCCGCCUCCAACUACGUGUUAUCAUUUAUUCUAGGUACGAUCGUUUACCGGGAACCGCUGACUGCGCUGUCCGGCGUGGGCAUAACUCUUAUAUUAGCCGGUUUGUGGUUCCUAUGCGAUACAACGGACUCGAGAAGAGCGUCGGUCGGACAAAGAACUGUAGCUAAACAUAAAGAAAUCUAAAUAAAGUACCUACGAAGCUGCACUAACGGGUCUGAAGAAUGUAAUUGAACUUCUAUUGAAAAUUGCAUUUUUCCGUUAAUGAAUAACGUUUGUUACUUAAAUAAGUAUCGUUUAAUGUCACUAAUUUGCAUAUAUAAAUA
Drosophila virilis is the source of this 659-nucleotide messenger RNA. RefSeq lists its product as uncharacterized. The record is from RefSeq and is a predicted model, not a curated record. NCBI's taxonomy places the organism in Eukaryota, Metazoa, Arthropoda, Insecta, Diptera, Drosophilidae.